Molecule: messenger RNA, 711 nt
Organism: Drosophila virilis
Lineage: Eukaryota; Metazoa; Arthropoda; Insecta; Diptera; Drosophilidae
Gene: tsr
Product: Cofilin/actin-depolymerizing factor homolog tsr
Biological process (GO): actin filament fragmentation; actin filament severing
Cellular component (GO): cytoplasm; actin cortical patch; actin cytoskeleton
Molecular function (GO): actin filament binding
Source: RefSeq, a predicted model, not a curated record
UCGAUACAUUGGAACCACCACCCAAAUUGAUUAGUCCGGUUUUUCGUUGUGGUCGGAAGGCUAAGAAGUAUUUCUGUUUAAACUUAAAUAUAUACAUUGCAAUUGGUUUAUAAAUUUUGUAAAAGUAUUCGCAUAUUGCAGAAAACAUGGCUUCUGGAGUAACUGUGUCGGAUGUAUGCAAAACAACAUACGAGGAAAUAAAGAAGGAUAAAAAGCACCGUUAUGUUAUUUUCUACAUUCGCGAUGAAAAACAGAUCGACGUUGAAACUGUUGGAGAUCGGAAUAGCGAAUACGACCAGUUUCUAGAAGAUAUUCAGAAGUGUGGUCCAGGAGAAUGCCGAUAUGGUCUCUUUGAUUUUGAAUAUAUGCACCAAUGCCAAGGCACGUCAGAGAGCUCAAAGAAACAAAAGUUGUUCCUUAUGUCAUGGUGUCCUGAUACUGCAAAGGUUAAGAAGAAGAUGUUGUACUCUAGCUCUUUUGAUGCAUUAAAAAAAUCUUUGGUGGGGGUCCAAAAGUAUAUACAAGCUACUGAUUUGUCAGAAGCAUCUCGUGAGGCUGUAGAGGAAAAGCUUCGUGCUACUGAUCGCCAGUAGGCUGCAAUGACAAACGUCUCUGUGCAAUGCAUUUAAAUAAUUGCAUGAAUCAGUGAUUAUAUUUGUAUCCGGUCAAGAUCCCCAAUUUGUAUGAGAAUUUUCUACAUAAUUUGUAUUU